This is a messenger RNA of Colletotrichum destructivum, 1020 nucleotides long. RefSeq lists its product as uncharacterized. The coding region runs from base 1 to 1020 and encodes 339 amino acids. NCBI's taxonomy places the organism in Eukaryota, Fungi, Ascomycota, Sordariomycetes, Glomerellales, Glomerellaceae. The transcript has a single exon. The record is from RefSeq and is a predicted model, not a curated record.
AUGGCCGUCACAGCUGAAGAAAGAUUAGCCCGGAUUCAAGGAGCUUGGAAAGCUCCAUCGACUCCUUCUGUUACCUCGGUGGCUUCGACCGUCCCGAUGGCCACAAAGCGACGCGCAGCUUCCUCUACGAGCACCACCACCACCGCCAUCACACCCGCGAAGCGUCGCAAGAGCUCCAAAACUUCGUCAAAGCGUGGAAGCACCUCCGCUCCCUCUCCACGCCGUCGUAAAUCCACCAGUCCGCUUAUCCCGGCCCUUCCUGCGGCCCAAAAGAUCCCGAGUAUGCUGCCUGUCCGCGCCUUGACUUUAACCCGGACGUACCACGACUUCUCGCACUUCUUCUGCGCCAUGAAUGCAGACGCGCGAGGUAGUAUUCUUCAAGAGAUCAGAGAAACUGGGAUGACCGACGAGAGAUGGUGGCGUGACCAUUACUACAGUCCCCUGUACGCCACCAAAGUAUGCAAGACUGCCUUCCUCGUCCUCGCCGAGAGGGGUUGUGGCGAGAAGCCGAACCAGGUAACGGCGGCGGAUGGCAUGAACGAGGGCGAGCCCAGGCAUAACAAGACGAACUCGAGCGCUGACGAGGCCGAGGAUCCGCGGGCGAGCCAAUACGGAUGCUACCGUUGCUACACGCUCCAGCCCGAGGCGGCGUUCGAAGCCAAGCCACCGUCCUUCAUCCUGCAUUCCGGCGGCCGCCUCACCAUACACGAUAACAAGCAAGACCUGCCGGUCUUCCGCAAGGGGGAACGCCUCCUCCGGAGGUACUGCAUCGAGUGCGGCGUCAGGGACGGACUGUAUCCAGACAAGGCCCUGGUCACAUCGAUGACCGACCAGAGGUGGUGGGUAUGCGAGUGCCGACGCACGCACCUGGUGCCGCCCAGCGACUUGGACAUCGAGUGCCGACGCUGCCUCGGGAGAAGUGGCUUCAGGCCGCCGGACCACGAGAGUGCAGAAUGGAUCCCGUUAGUGGGCCGUUCUCGGGAAGGGUGGUACUACCGGGUCCGGCAUUCGGUGAACUGA